Messenger RNA from Magnolia sinica, 1839 nucleotides. Its product is annotated as U-box domain-containing protein 21-like. The transcript has a single exon. The coding region runs from base 101 to 1420 and encodes 439 amino acids. Lineage: Eukaryota; Viridiplantae; Streptophyta; Magnoliopsida; Magnoliales; Magnoliaceae. Gene Ontology annotation, molecular function: ubiquitin protein ligase activity. Gene Ontology annotation, biological process: protein ubiquitination. The record is from RefSeq and is a predicted model, not a curated record.
ACUCACAUAUACAACAAGCCAACUCUUCAAGUAUCCAAAUCUCACAAGCAGAAUACAAACAUCUCUCUCUCUCUCUCUCUCUCUCUCUCUCUCAUUUACAAUGCCAAGGACCCGAAAAACCAGCGACCGGAGAAACCAGCUCGACGGGAACAAACCACCAGCAAAUUCGAAUCUCGAGCUAACAAUCCCGUCCCACUUCCGAUGCCCCAUCUCGCUCGACCUGAUGAAAGAUCCGGUCACAUUGUGCACCGGCAUCACAUACGACCGGCAAAGCAUCGACACAUGGCUGGAUGCCGGUAACUACACAUGCCCCGUCACAAACCAGAUACUGAACACCUUCGAACAGAUCCCCAACCACACGUUACGCAGGAUGAUCCAGGACUGGUGCGUCGACAACCGUUCAUUCGGCAUCGAGCGAAUCCCAACACCCAGAAUUCCCCUCACCGACUCAGACGUGUCAGCGAUUCUCGCAGAGGUGGCGACUGCAAGUCGCCGUAGAGAUUACCCAAAGUGCCGUGACUUAGUCAAGAAGAUCAAUGCCUUGAUCAAGGAGAGCGAUCGCAACCGUCGAUGCAUUGUGAGGAGUGAGAUGGGCCGCGUCCUAUCCGCCGCAUUCGAAACAUUCGCGUCCGCCUCGCCGGACAAUCACGCAGCUGGUUUAGAAGAGAUCUUGUCGUUGCUGACGUGGAUGUUCCCGCUUGAUGAAGCAGCUCGGUUGUCCCUCGGAUCCCAUCCAUCACUAUUCUGUCUGUCCUGGUUUUUAAAAUGCGGGACUUUGGCGGGAAGGCGGAAUGCAGUCCUAGCAAUCAAGGACAUUGCUUCUUCCAAUCAACGCCACGUGGAAGCAUUGGCCCAAACGAACGGAUUGAUUGAAUCGUUGGUUAAGAUUAUCAAAACACCCAUAUGCCCUGCAGCCACAAAAGCCGCACUGAUGACCGUACACUACUUGAUUUCAUCCUCACCGUCGAAAAAGGAGACCGCAGAGCAAUUCGUGGAUAUGGGUCUUGUGGCAUUACUACUCGAGAAGCUAGUCGACUCUGAAAAGAGCAUAUGCGAGAAGGCGUUGGCAGUUCUUGAUGGGAUCUGUGGGUGUGAUCGAGCGAGGGAAAUUGCAUAUGGACAUGCAUUAACGGUCCCGAUCUUGGUUAAGAAGAUCUUCCGAGUGUCUGAUCUGGCAACUGGGUUUGCUGUCUCUGCUCUUUGGAAGCUUUUGAAGAAUCAGAAGGGAGAAUGUGGGGAGAUUUUGGUAGAGUGUCUGCAAGUGGGUGCAUUUCAAAAGGUGUUGAUGCUGUUGCAGGUGGGCUGUGAAGAAAGAACGAAGGAGAAAGCUACUGAUCUUUUGAAACUGUUGAAUGGUUCUAGAGGUAGUGGUGAAUGCAUUGAUUCUUUGGAUUUUAAGCAAUUGAAAAGGUCAUUUUGAUUACGAGAUCCUCACCGCCCAUCAGGUAGCUUGACUCAUGUUCACCUUAGAACCCAAAAAUCAUCACCACCCAGAACUCAGGUAGGCCAAACCCUAGGAUGGUAUGCCCACCAUUAGUUUUGGGUAGGGCUGACCUUGCCGUUUGUAUGUCAUCCAAUCCAUUCAUCUGAUAUAUCUCAUGAGGAUGAAAGAUUUACCUAAAAAUCACAGUAUUUCAAAGCUCAGGCGGACUACACCACAUGAAUUUGUAGGUGUUGAGGUUUAAUUUUGUGGUGUGGCCCACCUGAGUGUUGAAUCAAUCUGAUUUUGGAAUGAAGGCUGAUGGACGGUGUGGCGAGGUAGGCAAGAGUUUUCUUUUGAUUAAUGUUAAGUACGAUCAGUGAGUUAGAUCAACAAAAAUGUGGGCAUUUUUUUAUUUU